Messenger RNA from Scedosporium apiospermum, 2394 nucleotides. RefSeq names its product Exo1 protein. Gene Ontology annotation, molecular function: 5'-3' DNA exonuclease activity; 5'-flap endonuclease activity; DNA binding. Gene Ontology annotation, cellular component: nucleus. Bases 1 to 2394 code for a protein of 797 amino acids. The transcript has 2 exons. Gene Ontology annotation, biological process: DNA double-strand break processing; mismatch repair; DNA recombination. The record is from RefSeq and is a predicted model, not a curated record. Lineage: Eukaryota; Fungi; Ascomycota; Sordariomycetes; Microascales; Microascaceae.
AUGGGCGUGUCGGGCCUUUUGCCGCUCCUUAAAUCCAUCCAGAAGCAAUCGCAGCUAAAGAAAUACAAUGGCAAGACCCUCGGCGUUGAUGCGUAUGGCUGGCUCCAUCGAGGAGCGAUCGCCUGUGCCAACGAACUCGCACAAGACAAACCGACGCGGAAAUAUGUCUAUUACGCCAUGAGCCGUGUCCAAAUGCUCAGCCACUUCGGGGUGAAGCCCUAUCUCGUGUUUGACGGCGACUUCUUGCCCAGCAAAGCCGGAACCGAAGCAGCUAGAGAGCGUUCUCGAGAGGAGCAUAAGAAAAAAGGUAUGGAGUACAUUAAGGCAGGAAAGCCACGCCUCGCAGGGCAGGAAUUUCAAAAGUCAAUCGACAUCACACCCGAGAUGGCACGCCAUCUGAUCGAUGACCUCAAGAAACACGGCAUUCCCUACGUCGUGGCCCCCUACGAAGCCGAUGCGCAACUGGUGUAUCUCGAGCGAAAGGGUCUCAUUGACGGCAUCAUCUCCGAGGACUCUGACCUGCUCGUCUUUGGCGCCAAGCGACUUAUCACCAAACUCGAUAAAUACGGCGGUUGUAUCGAGAUCAAUCGCCGUGACUUUUGUGCGUGCCGCGAAGUGUCUUUGACGGGCUGGACCGACACGGACUUUAGACGGAUGGCAAUCUUCAGUGGAUGUGAUUAUCUGGAGGGCUUGAAAGGUACCGGCCUCAAGACGGCCUACCGCUAUCUUCGACAGUACAAGACGCCAGAGAAGGUCGUGCAACGCCUCCAGUUUGAAGGGAAGGUCGUCGCCUCAGAAGACUACCUUCCAGCUUUCUACCAGGCUGAGUUGACGUUCCUGCACCAACGAGUCUUCUGCCCCGAGAAGAAAGAGCUGGUCCUCCUGACGGAAGACCCUACCAACGAAGCCGAAAAAUUUCCUUUCAUCGGUGCACAUGUCGAGCCUGAUCUAGCACGCGCCAUUGCCGCAGGAGAUGUAAAUCCCAUCACGAAACAACCCAUCGUUGUUCAGGCUCCAUCCCCCAAGAGACGGCGUGCAUCAUCGAUUUCGAUCCACCCCGUUCCCGCAAAUACGCAUCCGCAGAGCACGAAGUCUAUGAACGGUCGGGAUCCGAAGCCGAUCAACUCGUAUUUCAAGAAGACCAGCCGGAUUCCUAUGGGCGAGAUGGACCGAAAUCGAUUUGCUGUGGAUCCUCAACGCAUCGCCGAGAUAACUCAAAGCGGCCUUGUCCCGCGCGUGUAUCCUCUCCCAAGGCCAUAUAUUGAUCCAGCAAGGGUGGCGCAGAGAGGCGGAGUCCCUUCGACCCGAAUUUCUAGAACAACGCCACCUCGGCUGCGACGACCGACGGAAACAGUGGCGUCUGCCCUUUCUAGAGUCAACUACGAUCGAACAACGUCGCAGCGAAGAGGUGGUACGGGCGGCGGAAGAGUGCAGCACUCGACCCUUGCUACGCCACCCCCUUCAUCUCAACGGCCGACAAAGAAGGCUCGGCUCUGUACUAGCGACGAGCAAGAUGCGAGCAACAAUAGCGGUGCUGAUUCCGAACAUAGCAAGUUCUUUUCGCCCAAGGUUUCCGAACCAAGCCUGCCUGAACCUUCCGCCAAGGAAUCAGUGCCCUCUAAAUAUGAGGCACACAUUUUCUCGGAUGACUCGAUUGAGGAGGCGCUGAAGACCUUGCCUGUUUGGGAGGGAUGGGGCCUUCCGUCACAGUCGAGACGAUCAAUUGAAAUUUACGAUGAGGAAGCCCGAAAAAACAAAGACGAGGCGCCAGAAAAGGACGGCGUCUCUUCGCUUCAAAAACCGGAGCAGGAGGAAGCUGAACGGGACGAGGUGUCCUGUCCUCCGUCGCAAUUGCCGGAUCGUCCCACGUCGACUCCGCCUCGCCUUUCAUCUACCAACCGUGUCUCGCUGCAAAAAUUCUUCUACCAACCAGGCUCUUCGAGUCAGAAUAGGGCAGAUAGCGAGCCUAGUCCUUCCAUUGCGUCAUCCGUCUCUUCGCAGAGCUCGACUUUCACACCUUCACUGUCUAGGUCCAUGACAGCCACCCCAUCCACCGGUAUGUCAAUGUUGACGCCUCUGCAAAGGAUUGGCAGCCAGGCCCUGCGGCGAGGCACGCGAUCCCCUUUGAUGCCUUCCGCGGGAAACAGGAAGCCGGUAGCAUGCGAGCCGAGGAGAUCAUCCCUUGGUUCUCUUCCCGUCAACCCGGCCUUUGUUCCCCUACCCAAGGUGGAUCUCGACGAGGUUGCGGCCCUCAACAUGUGUGGCAGCGAGGAUCAAAUCCCGUUUAUUGAUAAGGGCGCCGACACAGAAUCGGAGGCUGAUGGCGAUAACGCGACUUAUGUUGGAGCCAACGUGCAUGUGCGAUUGGACUUGUCUCGAUUCAUGCAUAGAUAA